Messenger RNA from Helianthus annuus (common sunflower), 1798 nucleotides. Its product is annotated as catalase-like. Gene Ontology annotation, biological process: hydrogen peroxide catabolic process; response to hydrogen peroxide. Gene Ontology annotation, cellular component: peroxisome; plasma membrane; cytoplasm. Gene Ontology annotation, molecular function: catalase activity; heme binding. The transcript is spliced from 8 exons. Lineage: Eukaryota; Viridiplantae; Streptophyta; Magnoliopsida; Asterales; Asteraceae. The record is from RefSeq and is a predicted model, not a curated record. The coding region runs from base 83 to 1561 and encodes 492 amino acids.
ACCCCAAACCACCUCUAAACAUUAAAACUCUCUCAACAUCCCAACCAAAAAGUAGUCUUCUCCACAAGUAACCUGCAAAUCAAUGGAUCCUUACAAGUACCGUCCAUCAAGCGCUUACAAUGCCCCGUUUUGGACCACUAAUUAUGGUGCUCCGGUUUACAACAACGACUCCUCAUUGACAGUUGGCACCAGAGGCCCAAUCCUUCUAGAAGAUUACCAUUUUGUGGAGAAACUAGCUAACUUCGACCGCGAACGUAUACCCGAACGCGUGGUUCAUGCCAGGGGUGCUAGUGCAAAGGGCUUUUUCGAAGUCACACACGACAUUUCUGCCCUCACAUGUGCCGAUUUUCUUCGCGCCCCUGGUGUCCAAACACCUGUUAUCGUCCGUUUCUCUACUGUUAUUCACGAGCGUGGAAGUCCAGAAACUCUCAGAGAUCCUAGAGGUUUCGCAGUCAAAUUCUAUACCCGAGAGGGAAACUUCGAUUUGGUGGGAAACAAUUUCCCCGUGUUCUUUAUUCGCGACGGGAUGAAGUUUCCGGACAUGGUUCAUUCACUAAAACCGAAUCCUAAGUCACACAUUCAAGAAGACUGGAGAAUUCUCGACUUUUUCUCGCACCAUCCCGAGAGUCUACACAUGUUCACAUUUCUUCAAGACGACGUUGGCGUGCCGCAAGAUUACCGACACAUGGACGGUUCUGGUGUCAACACCUACACUCUGAUUAACAAAACCGGGAAAACACAUUACGUGAAGUUUCACUGGAGACCGACAUGCGGAGUAAAAUGCUUGUUGGAGGACGAAGCCAUCAAGGUUGGUGGAAUGAAUCACAGCCACGCAACAAAAGAUCUUUACGAUUCUAUUGCGGAUGGGAAUUAUCCGGAAUGGAAGCUUUUCAUUCAGACUAUGGAUCCGGAUCAUGAGGAUAGGUUUGACUUUGACCCGCUUGAUGUGACCAAGACCUGGCCCGAGGAUAUCUUGCCUUUGCAGCCUGUGGGUCGUAUGGUUUUGAACAAGAACAUUGAUAACUUCUUUGCGGAGAAUGAACAACUGGCGUUUUGCCCUGCGAUCAUUGUGCCUGGGAUUUAUUAUUCGGAUGAUAAGCUGCUUCAAACGCGUAUCUUCUCGUAUGCUGACACGCAGAGGCAUCGUCUUGGACCGAACUAUUUGCAGCUUCCUGCUAACGCUCCUAAGUGUGCUCAUCAUAAUAAUCAUCAUGAUGGAUUCAUGAAUUUCAUGCACAGGGAUGAGGAGGUGAAUUACUUCCCUUCAAGAUACGAUCCCGUUCGUCAUGCUGAGCAGUACCCUAUUCCUCCUGUAAUGCUGUCAGGAAAGCGCAAUAAGUGUGUGAUCGAGAAAGAGAACAACUUCAAGCAGCCAGGAGAGAGAUUUAGAUCCUGGGAUCCAGAUAGACAAGAACGAUUUAUCCGCAGAAUUGUCGGUGCUCUGUCUGAUCCGCGUGUUACCCACGAGGUCUGCACAAUUUGGGUUUCAUACUGGUCUCAGGCUGACAAGUCUCUUGGGCAGAAGAUAGCUUCCCGCUUGAAUGUGAAGCCAAGUUACUAAAGAGUAAGAUCCGAAUAACAUGUUAACAAAUCCGUCAGGUUGUGGUAUGCAAAGUAGUUUAGACUAGUCGUGUGAGUCGGUUAUGCUAUCGAAUCUGGUGUUAAAAGUUGUUAAGUCUUUUCUUUGGUUGUAGUAAUGUUGAAUAGCUUAUGUGAUAAUGUUCUUGACAUGCCAACUUUUGAUGUAGUUCUAAGGGCACACGGGGUGGUCCGUUAUACCACCCCGAUCACUUGUUAA